UUGGAAACGCUUCACCCUUUCCAGCGCCGCCGCGCACAAGCGGAGCCGGGCCGGGCCGGGCCGUUAAUGAGACCGCGCUGGAACCGGAGCCACGCAGUCGAGGCCGCAGUGAGUCCUGACUGGCGGCCUCUCCACACAGGUUGGCUGUCAGCUAAAGUUAUUAAAUGAGGAUGUAGUGAAUAAGGAAGACUUCCAAGCACGGUAUUGAGAAAGAUGCCUGCAGGUGAAAGUGAGGCUAAGGCAAAGACCAAGGCUCAGUUUGAAGAAGCCUUUAGAAGCUAUUCUACUUUAGCUGCUGAAAAAAAGAAAUCAAAAAAGAAAAGUUUGCCUUCCCAAGAGAGUAUUGUGCUUGAAACAUUAAGGAAUAAAUUGGAUCUCCAUAAAGAAAAUGAAGAUGAAACUAUUUUAAAUAAUACAUAUAAUCCAGAAGAACACAGUCCCCGCUUCUCAAAAAACAAAUUGAAUGCUAGGAUCUCUGUUACAGAAAAAGUUAACAACAAUGCGCUCCACGAAGAUGAAAAACCCAGCAAACGAAAGAAAAAGAAAAAGAAAUCGACAAUCAAUGAAGAAUCAUUUGAUGUGGAACAUUUGUGGAAAGGCUCUGGCUCAAAAUCUGUUAUGCCUGUACAAAAAUCUGACAAAAAGAAGUUGAAAGAAGAGAGCCUAGUUGAUAAUAUGGUCAGGAGCAAUUUAGCAGAUGAUGUGGAUUCAUUAAUCAAAGCCUAUCAGCAACAGGUAGCUGACAGGGAUGCUGUCGACAGUAAAAAAACAAGACAAAAAAUCAAGGAGCGUUCUUUGGAAACAAUUUCUCGUGUAUCUUCAAUACUAACCAGCAAAUUGGAAAAGAAGAAAAAAACAUUAUUGAGAAAUGAGGGGGAAACAAGUGAAAUGCACAUUUCAGAACUGCAAGGUAAUCGUGAUGAAACUAAUGAUAUGGGGGAAAAAAGUGCUCGCAGAAGAUUGAUACCUGACUUGGAGAUUAAUGAUGAAGAAAAACAGAAGCAGGGGGAGAAAGAGAUUCAACAAAUAACUAAAAGGAAGAAAACCAAGAAAACUAAAGUGAAAAAAUUGGAGAUGGAGGAAGACGAAGAAAUAGGUGCAACAGUGGAUGAUGAACUUGAGCAGACAAAAUCAAAUAAAAUUGCUGAUGAUAAUCUAGUUCUUGGAGUAAACAUCCAUAGAGCAGACCUGUUAAAAACAGAUAUUAUGACAUCACACCCUUCAGUGAAGGUUCACGUAAUUAACGAAGAGACUGGUCAAUAUGUCAGGAAAGAACACAGCAAUCGACAUGUCACAUCAUAUUAUGAGCAAGACAAUGUGGAACACAUCCUUCCGAUCAUGACCCAACCUUAUGAUUUUAGGAAAAACAAAUCAACAAUUCCAGUGUGGGAGGAACAACUUGUCUUCAAUGAGCGAUUUGGUUACUUCCUGAAAGAAUCCAUAAAUUCGCCUAGUACUCUUAUAAUCUUUGAGAUCCUUGAGUUUGUAAGUAUGGAUGAAGCCAAAGGCAACUUCACAACUCAAAGUAGUGAAGGUGGUUGGCGCAAGAUUGCUUGGGCUUUUCUAAAGCUGGUGGGUGCGAAUGGGGUGCUGAAUAUUGAUGGAAAACUCCGCCUGCAGUUGUAUUAUCCACCUUUGAAAGUCAAAAAGCUAUCAAAUUCCAUUGAAGUAUUUGAAUGGUGGAAGAAACGGCCAUGGGACCAUUAUCCUUCAACUUUGUAUGUUACAGUGAAAGGCUUAAGACUACCUCAAAAUGUAAAUCCUUCUGUACGUUCCAUGAUGGCUUUACAGCAAGAGCAAGGUACUAUUUCAUUCAAUGAGCUCCAGUCUGAGUUGACACGGGCAAGCAUUUCGUCAAAUCUUGAUAUAGAGAAGUUGGAACUUUUGAAUUGGACCAGACUACCCGGGCAGGUAUGUCGUAUUCCUAACCAGCUUUUACUGUCAUUUCGAGGAGGACGUGUCGGCUGCUUCUUUAUAACAUUUUCACAUGAUGGAAGAAGCUUGGCAGCAUCGUGUGCUGACAGAAAUGGCCAUUUCAUUGUAGUGUAUGAAAUUCCUUCAGGACGUCCACUUGGAGAAUUUAAUGGGCAUUUCAGCAUUGUGUAUUCUCUGUGCUGGUCGAAUAAUGAUAAAACCCUCCUCUCUGCAUCAUCUGAUGGUACAGUAAGGGUUUGGAAUACAGAAACUUACCAGAACCCAGCUGAGAAAAUGCUUCCACACCCUUCAUUUAUCUACACCGCGAAAUAUCAUCCAUUAGCCCAGUACCUGGUAGUUACAGGAGGCUACGAUUGUAUCAUACGCGUUUGGAAUAUAAAUGUGAAUGAAAUAAAUGGUCAGCUACUCCAGGAACUUGAUGGUCACAAGAGCUUCAUUAAUACACUUUGCUUUGAUGCUGAAGGGUUACGUAUGUUCUCGGGGGACAGUUCAGGGAUGGUAAUUGUUUGGAGCACAUCUGUAAAUGAAGGUUCACCGGAAAAUCCAGUUCAGCAGUGGAGUAUUGACACGAACAUAUUGCAAAAUGACCUGAAAGGUAUUCCUAUAAAUCACUUGGAACUUCAUCCAAAUGGCAGACGCUUGUUAAUCCAUGCCAGGGACAGCACUUUGAGAGUGAUGGAUCUAAGAGUGCUAGCUGCAAAGAAGUACACGGGGGCUACAAAUUAUUGUGAACAUAUCUACAGUACAUUCACACCAUGUGGGACCUUCCUUUUCUCAGGCAGUGAAGAUGGAAUUUGUUACGUUUGGAAUACAGAUACAGGAGACCAAGUGGCGAUGUAUUCUGAUCUGAAUUAUACAUCAGCUGUCCGAUGUGUAGCCUUUCAUCCCCAUGAACACAUGGUGGCUUUUUGUGCCUUUGGACCAAAUCAACCUAUACUUGUCUUUUUUUAUGAUCAGCAAGUUGCUCAGAUGGAAGCUGAAAGUUUGAAAAAUGUCAGUAGAGCAAAUUUAAAAUCUACAACUACAUCUACACCAAAAGGACCCAAGAUUCUUAGCAGCAGUUUUGAUGGUGGGACUUCAUAUGAUGCCUCUCUUUCUUCAUUUCAUCAUACAUCCAGGAUGUCCAUGAAAAUGCAAAAAGUCAGGGAAAGACUGGAUUCUGUUUUGGACUCAGUACAACAAAGUACCUCAGAAAUGGACCACUAUCUAGUUCAACAAGAUUUGGCUCCCAUGAUGUCCUUGGAUAUGAAGCAGGAUUCCAAUUUUAGUUCAACAGGGAAUACCUAUCUUAAUAGUGCCAGGCCAAAACACACUCUUCCUGCACCAUCAUUGCUGUCACCACACUCUAAACUGAGGCUCCCAAAUACUGUGGGUGCUCAGCUAUUAUCACAGCAGCCGCCAACUUCACAGAUUGGAGGAUUCAGUCCUGUGGGGCAUCGUUUUAUUAGACCACCUUCUGUCAAGCUUGAGAUGACUAAUGCAAAUCCUUCAAUAUCGUCAAUCAAAGUAGAAGCUGAUUCUAAUGCACCAGUUGAAGAAACUGUUGUAGCUCUUUAUGACUACACAGCGCAUCGAUCAGAUGAGCUAACCAUCCAGCGUUAUGACAUUAUCCAAGUGCUGUACAAAGAUAAUGUGAACUGGUGGUUUGGUCGCUUAGCCAAUGGAACACAGGGCUACUUUCCAGCAAAUUAUGUAGCUAAUGAAAGGAUACAUGAAGAAAUACAGCCACAGCAACAGGGCAACAAUCCUCCUUUAGUAACUGAAGAUGAAGAGGCAGAAGUGAAAUCCCCAACACCCACCAAGAUGUCAGCAGUCAUCAGCAGGUCAGGGGAACUCAAGCUGAUCUCAGAGCAUGACACAGAUACAGAGUCACCUGUGAAACCUGCAUCACACAGAAAGAAAAAAAAGAAAUUGGCAAAACCAUUGGAUGUGACAAUACUGGAGUCCAAUGUAAUGUUUGCUGAAGAUGAUCAUAAGAUUGAUGCAAAGACUGCAAGAAAGAAAAAAAGAUCUCUAAGAAACAAAAGUACAAGUGGUGAAAGUAAUGGUGCUUUUAAGCUGGACUAGAACACCUUUUCAACUUGUCUGUGGUAUCUGUAGAUAGUUGAAAAAAACAGUAAUGUAGACAAUUGCAAUGGAUAUGCCCAUUGUUUAGAGAAUGCUGCAAUAGUUUUUUUCACAACACAAAAAACUAGUUGGUUGGUUUUAUAAAUAUAUCAGCUAAAAGUGUUUAAAUAAUUUAUAAAAAGUAAAUAUUUCUUCCAAUCAUAUGAGUUUGAAAAAAAGUUGAACAACUCACCACUUUGAGAUUUAUGGGAAAGUUUGAUUAUUUUAAUUGAAGUAAUUGAACUUUACUGGGUCUUAUGCUUACUUCAGCUGUAGUGAAAUUGCCAACUAGGAAUUAAUUAUAUUUAAAUAAGACGUUACUAAAGUGAGAUUAAUGUUUGUUAUAGUUAUUAUAUUUAAUUAAGCCUUUGUUACCAAACAUGUCUUUUUUUAUUUUAAUAUUUUUGUUUUAGGUUGCAGUACAUCUGUCUGUUUCUGUUAUUUAAUGAAGAUCUUCACUAUACUUAAAUUCCAGAUUAUUGUAAUACAGGGAACUCAUUGGUUAUAGUGUAAUGUAUCUAAACAGAUGUUCUAUCAACAGAGCCAAGAGGACAAAUGUAUGGAAACCUGAGGCAGAUUUUCUAUCUGUCAAGUUUGAUGUCAGAUCUCAUUAUUCUUAUUUUAGAAGAUAUGGCUGAUUUUCUAGUUAGCCAAAUGAAUCUAUGUUAAAAGAAAACAUUUAUUUAAAAUAUGCAGUGCUUAAAAAUACUUAGUCAUCAACAAGAAUUAACUUUUCAAAAGCUUGGUAUCUACACUACUAGUAUUGAAAAGUUUGUAACUGUUGUAUAUAAUCAAUUUCAGAAUUUUGUUUUAUUUUGAUGUUACUGUUGGUGAAAUGAUGCCAUUUUAGCCUUAAUCGUCAGCAAAAAAAAUCUGUCACAUUGGUAGACUUGGAUUUUUUAUAACACUACAUUUUAGCUUAUUAAUUUUUGUAUUCACAAAUUUUUGGAAUGUUUUUGGCUACCUUGCAAAGUAGAAGAUGAAUAUAAUUUCAGCAAUAAAUUUAUUAUAAACGA
Hypanus sabinus (Atlantic stingray) is the source of this 5057-nucleotide messenger RNA. It is a transcript of the gene ahi1, whose product is annotated as Abelson helper integration site 1. Gene Ontology annotation, molecular function: protein binding. The transcript is spliced from 27 exons. Gene Ontology annotation, biological process: motile cilium assembly. Gene Ontology annotation, cellular component: ciliary basal body. The coding region runs from base 214 to 4002 and encodes 1262 amino acids. The record is from RefSeq and is a predicted model, not a curated record. NCBI's taxonomy places the organism in Eukaryota, Metazoa, Chordata, Chondrichthyes, Myliobatiformes, Dasyatidae.